AUGGACUUCAGUAGCUCUGCCUUUCCCAGAGCCCUGGAGCUACUCAAAGUGUGGGCCUGGGCAGCAGUGCCGGGCUUCCCUGGAAUGUCUGGGCUACACAGGAAAAUUCGGUCUCAAGAAAACAGAAACGGGCAGGUGUGGUGGCACACUCCUGUAAUCCCCGCACUUAGGAGGCUGAGGCAGGAGGAAACAAAAGUUGACCCCAGUGGACAGACUAGAAACCGCUUCCUGGCCUCUCUUUCCUUAAUCCCUCUGGUCAGCAACUGGAUGAACCUUCGGGACGCUGAGACAGGGAAGAUUCUCUGGCAAGGAACGGAAGACCUGUCCGUCCCUGGUGUGGAGCAUGAAGCCCGCGUUCCCAAGAAAAUCCUCAAGUGCAAAGCGGUGUCUCGAGAGCUGAACUUCUCCUCGGCGGAGCAAAUGGAAAAGUUCCGCCUGGAGCAAAAGGUUUACUUCAAAGGCCAGUGCCUAGAAGAGUGGUUCUUCGAGUUUGGCUUUGUGAUCCCCAACUCCACAAACACCUGGCAGUCCUUGAUAGAGGCUGCCCCCGAGUCGCAGAUGAUGCCCGCCAGCGUCCUCACCGGGAACGUCAUCAUAGAAACAAAGUUUUUUGACGACGACCUUCUCGUAAGCACAUCCAGAGUGAGACUUUUCUACAUUUGAGUGAAGAAUUUGUGUGCACUU
This is a messenger RNA of Fukomys damarensis (Damara mole-rat), 684 nucleotides long. It is a transcript of the gene Pde6d, whose product is annotated as phosphodiesterase 6D. The coding region runs from base 1 to 663 and encodes 220 amino acids. The record is from RefSeq and is a predicted model, not a curated record. The transcript is spliced from 5 exons. Lineage: Eukaryota; Metazoa; Chordata; Mammalia; Rodentia; Bathyergidae. Gene Ontology annotation, cellular component: cytoplasm.